GUGAAGGAGCGGAGCAGCCUUUGUCCAAGUAUCCAUGCUGGAGAGGAGGUCGAGAACAGCUGUCGGCACAGAUAGCCCAAAGCUCUGAGCCAUCGAGUGUCGUGUCGUCAACAUCGCGGCCCGUCUGCCCUUCCCGUCAUGCGGAGCAGCAGCAGGAUCCUCCCGGUCAGCUGGGCCAUGGCGUUGGCGUCCAUCAUGGCGCCACUGAGCAUCAGCAGCAUCUGUGUCAGCGCCGCAUGCGUCGACACAGCCCCGGUGUUUGUGCUGCAGCCAUCGCGUCUGCAGCACAUCAGGACCAACCAGACACUCAGAAGGCCGCAGCAGAGGGCUCACAAGCUGCUGACCUCCACACUGCGGCCGCAGCCGAGCAUUGGGGACGUCUUGUCUGCGUCUGAUGGUCCCUCGGGGACGGGCGUGUCGAUUCAACCUGACCACCGAGUGCCAGCUUCUUCUGGGGAAGGUGACCUCCCAGCAACACCACCAGUGGCCACUGAGUCCCACCCACUAAAGGGCCCACCUGCCACCGUGACAGCCAUCUUGCUCAACAACGUGCAGUGGUAUGUGCGGACACUGGUGCUGCAGGCGACGCUCAUCCCGGUGUCGUUUGCGCUGGCGUCGGUGCUGGCGAUCCUGCUGGAUGUGCACUGGAGCGCCAAUGGGGUGCUGGCCGGGCUGGCGGGCGCCGUGCCGCUCCUGCUCUUCGAUGAAGGGCUCUUCAGGUGGGUAUGUGGGUGGGGUGGUACAGUCAGGACUCAGACAGACAGACAGACAGACAGAUCACCCACCGGUGAUGAUGCCUGCACUGCGUGUGUGCUGUGCUGUGCAUGUGUGUGUGCGUGAGUGCAGGUGGGCGCGUCGUUUCAAGGUGCAUUCAGUGGAGGAGUGCGGUGAGCACACGGUGGCCAUGACGACCGCCCUGUACGGCGAGAAGCGCAACCUCCCGCUGGUCAUCCCCUCCGCACUCAUGCUGGCUCUCGUGUCGGGCAUCGGCGAGGAACUGCUCUUCAGAGGCGUACUGCAGCAGUGGUUCCAAGAGGUGCGCGCGCACGCACGCCAUCCAUCCAUCAAAGAGAAAGUGUUGUGUGUGUGUCAAUGACUGUCAGCUGACGUCGAGUGAGACGCUGGGCAUGCUGCUAGGCGGUUGCGUGUUCGGCGCCUCCCACGUCUUCGGCCGCUCGCCGGUCUACGGCCUCUUGAUCGCCCUGAUAGGCUUCUACUUCGCGGGCUUCUACUUCCUCUCGGGCGACCUGCUGACGGCGUGCGUCGCCCACGCGCUGUUCGACUUUGUGGCGCUCGUCAAGCUACACUGGCGGACCACUGACCAGCGGUAGACACGUAGACAGAUAGAUAUAGCAUGUGAGAGUCGACGGCGUCGAUUAGAGGGUGGGAAGGGGAGAGAGGGGAGAGAGAGAGUGAAAGGAUGGAUGAGUAGGGCGAGAGUGGAUGUCAUUGGGACCCGAUGGGAUGGCCUUGCCGCCUGGUUUUUGGUCUUCGACGCGUCUUUUUCUGUCGGUUGAGAGAGCAUCUCUCCUGAUGGUAUGGUGUGUUUGGUUCUUGCCUGGCGGCAGAUAACCAAUGAGAUUGGCCAAUUCAGCUUGGCUGUCUUGCUCGGUUCCUUCGCUGUCAGCUGAGAAACACCCACACACACAUCAGGGGGAUGCAUACGCUUAGUCCAUCCCUAUGGCACAACAGUUGAGAGACCGUCGACACAUGUAGAUAGCACAGCCCUCCCUGGCAGAGAGCAGCGCACGGGGCCAUGUGUUGUCAUCCAGUCGUGUAUCGCUAGCACAUCUUACAAGAGCGUCAGCGUCGUUUUGGCCCCUUGCGUCGCUCACACCGCGCAUCCCUCUCUGUCUCUCUGUCUCUUGUGUAUCUCAGAAAGGGGGUUCAGUUUUGUUUUCCUUUCGUCCGUUUUGUUUUGCCUCGGCGUGUGUGCUGUGUGUACUGUAUUGUAUGCUAUGUAGAUACGAUGCUAAGAGAGUGUCUGACGGGGGCGGGGCUGAGGGCGACUGAAUGGAUGGAUGGAUGAGCAAAUGGACGGGUGGAUGGGUGUGUUCAUGUGGAUAACAUCAAUCAAGCCUCCCCCGCAAUGCAACCCACUCGCUAUGUAUUGCCCGCUAUUACAUGUAUACAUACGUGUGGUGCAAUGCAAGGAGUGUAUAUUAGCUAGUGUCUUGUUCACUGUCUGCGCGGCGAGAGACGAGACAGUGAAUUGGCGGGUACUUGCGUGUUUCUUGCUCCACAAAUACACAGCACGCUGUGUGACUAGAUAGAUAUACUACUAGUGGUUGCUAUGCGUGUACAGCCAGAGGGGGGGGGCAGGCGGUGUAUGGCGUGUACCUGUUAUGUCCGACUGGCCGGACGGCUGCCAGUGCGUCAAGCUGAUAUCUAUCGCGAGCUGAUGGUUGGUAGCCCUCGGUUGCGAGCGGGCUUUCACAGUGCGUCGGGAUCGCAUCACGUUUGAUUCCGGCGCACUUGGCGGCCCGACCGUAUCAGCGGGCUUCAGCCUGGCCCAUGCAUCCGUGCAGAAACAGCAGCUAGAAUGGACCGCCUGUGUUGAUGGACAGACAAGAGGCUCAUCCCGUGUCUGUCUGUUUGUCGUUCUGUACAGUUAAAUAAGUCACAUAGUACA
Messenger RNA from Vitrella brassicaformis, 2632 nucleotides. The record is from the annotation of a GenBank genome assembly. Lineage: Eukaryota; Vitrellaceae.